Megalopta genalis is the source of this 1839-nucleotide messenger RNA. RefSeq names its product DNA polymerase epsilon subunit 2 (gene DNApol-epsilon58). Gene Ontology annotation, molecular function: DNA binding. Gene Ontology annotation, cellular component: epsilon DNA polymerase complex. The record is from RefSeq and is a predicted model, not a curated record. Gene Ontology annotation, biological process: DNA-templated DNA replication; error-prone translesion synthesis. NCBI's taxonomy places the organism in Eukaryota, Metazoa, Arthropoda, Insecta, Hymenoptera, Halictidae.
GUUAUGUAUGUAUGUAUUUAUGCAAUGGUUAAAAAGGCGGGAAAGUUCUACUAUUCUGUUGUACAUAUUCUGUAUCGAACUGUAUAUGCACAUGCAUGUCAAAGAAGUGAUUGCGAGUAUAUGUGUAAUGAUGUCUUAAUCUUAUAGUGUGGCAAAAUAUCUUUACUCUAAAUGGCUGAUGAAAAAUUAGUGAAAUCUGUGCAAAGCACUUUUUCUAUGUAUGGUCUCAAUCUUUCAAGAAAACUCAGUGUUUCUCUUGCUAAAGAAUUGUUGAAUGUAGAUGAAAAUGAGCGCAAAACUUGGCUUACACAGAUUGUGGAGCAAAUAUUGACACAAAAUUUAAAUGAUCCUCAAGUUACACUGGAAAGUCUCAAAUUAGCAAUAGAAGAAUGCAUAAGGCCUAAUACGUUGAAAAAUACAGAAACAGUUUUUAGUAUCAUAAAUGCAUUUGAAAUACCAAAAAUUAAAUAUGAUCCAACUAAAAAGAAAUUUCUUCUAUCACCUGUGACACCAGAUUUGUUUGCUGAAGCUCCACAUAAGUCAGCAAUAUUUAAAGACCGAUUUGAGUUACUCUGGCGUAGGACCUUAAGGCAUGAAUUAUUUAUUCCCCCUAAACUUGGUGAAAAAAAAGAGAAUUGGAUUGAAUUAGUGCCUAUUGAAUAUUUGUUAAGUGAAAGCAAAAAAGGGAAUGUUUAUGUAAUGGGUCUUUUAACACAAUUAGUAGAAGGCCAAUAUUAUUUAGAAGACACAGGAGGAACAAUUAAAGUUGACUUGAAGAAAGCAAACUUUCAGGAUGGUUUAAUCAUGGAGGCAUCAAUAGUAAUAGCUAGUGGAGAUUAUAGAGAUGGUAUGUUGUAUGUAAAAGAUAUAGCUUUUCCACCAGCUGAGUCAUCUAGUAAUGCACGUGCAGACUUUGGUGACUCCAAUACAUUUGGCAGCUCACAUAAUCUUUCCUUGAAGCUAUCAGAAAAAUUAAAAAGUUAUGAGGAAAGUAACAAAGAUGGAAUGAUUAUUUUUUUAUCUGAAAUGUGGCUGGAUGAUGUAACAGUAUUACGUAAAUUUAGAACUAUGUUGGAAGGAUAUUCUGAAUGUCCACCUAUUGCUUUUGUAUUGUGUGGGCAUUUCUUAAGCUUUCCAGCAAAUAUAACCAGUGCACAAAAGCUAAAAGAAGGAUUUAAAGAUUUAGCUGAUAUAAUAAUACAAUAUCCAGAUAUAAAAAGGUCUUCCAAAUUUAUUUUUGUACCAGCACCAGAUGACAUAGGAUCACCAAAAAUUUUUCCAAGAUCUUCAAUUCCAAAAAAUAUUUCAGAAGAGUUCACAAAAACUGUACCUGGUGCAAUAUUUACUACUAAUCCUUGCAGGAUUCAAUACUGUACAAAAGAAAUCGUCGUGUUAAGAGAGGACAUUUUAACGAAAAUGUGUAGAAAUACACUACAAUUUCCGCGAGAAGGAAAUAUUUACGAUCAUUAUGCCAAAUCAAUUAUUUGCCAGUCGCAUUUGACUCCUUUAAGUCUUUCUGUGAUCCCAAUAUAUUGGAAAUACGAUCACGCUCUACAAAUAUAUCCAACUCCGGAUGUGAUUGUGGUUGCGGACAAAUUUGAAGCAUACGAAACCGUUUAUUCUGAUUGUCGUAUCAUUAAUCCUGGACUCUUUCCGAAAAAUGGUCAUUCAUUUAAAGUAUAUGUCCCUGCCUUGGAUUUAAUUGAACACUGCGCUAUUCCCAAAGACAUGGAUGAUAUUAAUUAAAUAAUGUAUAAGUAUACAAAUAAAAAUGACAUACAAAUCGGUGAAAUGAAAAGUUUCAUAAAGAAUAUCCAAUAAUUAUGCUGUAAACAAUUC